Molecule: messenger RNA, 3079 nt
Organism: Anguilla anguilla (European eel)
Lineage: Eukaryota; Metazoa; Chordata; Actinopteri; Anguilliformes; Anguillidae
Gene: rprml
Product: reprimo-like
Exons: 1
Coding region: 709-1083 (124 amino acids)
Source: RefSeq, a predicted model, not a curated record
AGCACAUCCGCGCAUUUCAAACCCUUGAAACUACUCUUCUUGAAAACACUGCGAUCCAGAGCGUAGGAGAGAUAAAAGAAGACUCGUUUGUACUUCAGAAACAUUAUUAGCUGCGUUAAUGUUCCAGAAUAUAAUCGUUUAUAUUAGACGUACCUUCAUUAAUUCGCCCUGCUACACGUUCGCAGCGGUUUCCGUCCUAGUUUUUACUAGUGGGGUGCCUUAGCGCGUUACUGCGCGCCGCGCGCUCAUUACGGCAUAAACUCCCCGACUCGGGGUUGGUGGUGUGGUCAGAGGGGAAUUCAUAAACCACUUAGAAAGGACACACGGCGACGUUUGACUAAGAGCACACGCGAGCACAUGUGCAGGGCUGUAGCCUCCCAUAGGUCCUGGCAGAGAAAUAAAAACAUUUAACACGACAUGCCCAAGGGACUUGUUUGACGCUGAGCUGCGAACAAGUUGCCCUUCGGGUACCUAUCACAAUAUGCCAACCUUAUAUUUAGAAACGAUGCUAAUUGUAACUGAGCAAGAGCACAGACUGUGAUUAUUGCUUAAACUGAAUUGAAGAUUAAUACUUAAUACUUGCACAUUUGUUAGUUUAAAAAUGUACCAGUGACGCCAUUGGAGUUUGUGAAGUUUGCUCGCUUUUGUUAGUUUCUAUGACAAAGUUAAAUCGCAGACCAGGAUAUCCAUCUGUCUGCUCGGAGUAGUAUGCCGUCUUCUCUUGGCCAGCUUCAGAACCACGGAACGAUGAACAGCUCCUUCUUCAACCAGACCUUCCUGACGCACGGCCUCUUCCUCAACCGGAGCCAGGACCUCGCGGGGACUCUGGUCGGCUGCUGCAACGGCAGUGGCAUCGCCACCACUGACGGCGGUUCUCUGGUUCUGCCUCCGGAUGAGCGGAAAAUCUUCAUCAUGCGGGUUGUGCAAAUAGCCGUGCUGUGCGUCCUGUCACUGACGGUAAUAUUCGGCAUCUUCUUUCUCGGCUGUAAUCUCAUGAUCAAAUCUGAGAGCAUGAUAAACUUUCUUGUACGGGAGCGGAGACCUUCUAAGGAUGUGGAAGCGGUAAUCAUCGGACUUAACUGACUUAAGCUGUUGACAUCUGCUCAAGGAGGGUUGCUGCUGGAUCAGUUUUGCGGUGCUCAAUUGAAUUGGUUUCAAACCUAAAACAAACUGAGCUGCCAACGAAGACGGUGAUAAGAGAGUCUGUCAACAAAGCCUUCAUCUGCCUAUUUGCUCUAGUUUUCAUUCAUAAAAGUUGGUUUGUAAUGAAGUUUUUUAUUUGUUGAGUUUUUACGUUUUAAUAUGCACUGGGGGAAAAGGACUCAUUGUUUUCGUUCUUUCAGGGGGGCGGAAAGCAACCGAUGUUACGUGUGAUUGUCUUUUACCUGAGCGCCCUCCUGCUAAAGUGGGUAAAGAAAAUGUUUACACGUUUCCUCUCGCAGUGAAAUCGUAAAUCGUGCGUGCUGUAUUUUUUACAUGUUUAUUGAGGACAGAUCCCGACAAUGCAUGCCGAUUCAUUGACUGAAUCCGUAGCCGGUAAAGAAUUUUUAAUGUGCUCUACAAAUGUGAAGUGUUUCUUUUUCGAGGAUUUGUUACUUUUAAUACGCACUCUCGGGGAUGAGUAUUGAGGCGGAAGUAUAUGUGCACGUUUAUCAAUUCCGCAUGUUACUUGUGCUAUUUUUAAACGGGUGUUUAACACAAAGAAGCAUGCGCGAUGGCGAUUACUUACGGUGAAUUUUAACUUCACUGUUUUUGCACAUCUUUCUAAUUCUCAAUACCUGCAUGACUUAAUUGCAACAGUAAAAACUUGAAUGAUUUGUGCACAUGUUUAUAAAAAAUAAAGAGUUUUUAUUGGCCGCUCGUUUAUUAUUUGUAACAUGCUAUGCCAAAAUGAACUGUCUGCGUUUACUAGUUACCAAGUCAUGAACCCGAUCACACCGUUUCCCAAUACCAGCAAAUUGCAAAACGAAUGAUAAGUUUUCAACAAACGCUUAAAACGAUGUUUUAGUUACUAAGCAUUAAUUUAAUCUUAAUAGCAGUAAGCAACAAUAUGAAUGUGCCGGGGGGGAAACUAAUGAGAUAAAUGCGUCAUUACUUGGCCUAUUGCUCAGAUUAGGGCGAUUAUUUGCGUUUACAAUUUAAUGGACUUGCUCAGUGUUUAUUCGUCUCGAUGACUAUAAUCGAGUGCAUUAAUAUCUUUUGCCAUUUAAUUUGAUUGAGCGAGUUGCUCGACAAAAUCACUGGCAGUUUGGAAAAGGUGCCUGCUCUAUGAUACCGCUACGCAUGGCAAAAGAGUUCCUUGCGUAACGUGCAGCAGCGCGGUGGUCUGGAACAUGUUGUCAAACACAUUGCCUUAUAUUAGUCUCCCUCUUUUCACUUCCUCGCAAUUUCGUCUUGGGCUCUCACGUAUACGUAGUAUUUUUGUUCCUAUUAGUGUGUUUAAAAAAUCAUUUGCCUCUAAAAACAAUUUUAAGACGCACAUUUCAGCCUCAUUCCCAUUUCAACACGAGAAUACACGAUUGCCUUUUUUUGAACCACAUUAGCAUAAAAUCUUCCAUUAACGUCUGGUUGAUUUUGUGUGAUUAUUCAGAGAAUAACAGACACGCGACAGCAGGACAUGCAACGGAAUUACUAAGUGUCGCUCUUGUGUCCAUGCAUGAGCGCACAUGCUUUAAAUAAUUUACUUAAAUGUACGCUACUGAUCUCAGUGUUCCAAACCAGGGAGAUAUACAUCUUAGAUGUAUGUUCCCCGCACUUUCGGAACGUGCCCAACAAGCUCUGUAUCACAAACACUCGAAGUGUAAAGCCAUGACCACCUUCAAACUGCAUCAUGGUCAUGUAACAAAUUGUCAGCAAUGUUCUUAACAUAUCAUACACCAAAAUGCAAGUAGAGCAAACUCAGAUUUAAUCAGACACAGGGGACUGGAAUAAUAACCAAAAUGAUCUUUCCACUUGCAAAAGGAAAAUCGAAAUAUUGAUGCCCAGUGUCAAAGUGACUGUAGCAUUUACAUUUCACUAUAUUAUAUUUGUAAUAAUUGUGAUAUUUUGAUGAAAAACUCUAAAUAAAAAUCUAAUAUUU